Messenger RNA from Eleginops maclovinus (Patagonian blennie), 8298 nucleotides. Its product is annotated as spectrin beta chain, non-erythrocytic 1-like. Gene Ontology annotation, molecular function: structural constituent of cytoskeleton; actin filament binding; phospholipid binding. Gene Ontology annotation, biological process: protein localization to plasma membrane; actin cytoskeleton organization. Bases 239 to 7159 code for a protein of 2306 amino acids. Gene Ontology annotation, cellular component: plasma membrane; cell junction; spectrin. The record is from RefSeq and is a predicted model, not a curated record. Lineage: Eukaryota; Metazoa; Chordata; Actinopteri; Perciformes; Eleginopidae. The transcript is spliced from 35 exons.
ACCUAUGGACUCUUCUUCUCUGUAAACACGCGGUCAUCUUGUCUUCAGCUCGACCCUCCGACGGGUUCUGGACUUUAUUCUCUCUCUCUGUCUCUCUCUCUGUCUCUCUCUCUGUCUCUCUCUCUGUCUCUCUCUCUGUCUCUCUGUCUCUCUCUCGUCUGGGUCAGACGCUCUCAGGGCUCGGAGUCGCUGAGCUAUGAGCUGCAGAUCUUAGAUAUAAGAGGUAUCAGAGUGAGAGAUGGAGGAGAGGGUGGUGGACUACAGCCUGCUGGAGGGACGCUUCAAACAGCUGCAAGAUGAGCGGGAGGCGGUCCAGAAGAAGACCUUCACUAAGUGGGUGAACUCCCACCUGUCCAGAGUCUCCUGCAGGAUCACAGACCUGUACCUGGACCUGAGGGACGGACGCUCCCUCAUCAAGCUGCUGGAGGUCCUGUCCGGGGAGAAGCUGCCGAAGCCCACUAAGGGCCGGAUGCGGAUCCACUGCCUGGAGAACGUGGAUAAGGCUCUGCAGUUCCUAAAGGAGCAGCGGGUCCACCUGGAGAACAUGGGUUCUCACGACAUCGUGGACGGGAACCACCGCCUGACGCUGGGCCUCAUCUGGACCAUCAUCCUGCGCUUCACGAUCCAGGACAUCAGUGUGGAGUGUGAAGACAACAAAGAGAAGCGGUCGGCUAAAGACGCUCUGCUGCUCUGGUGCCAGAUGAAGACGGCCGGGUAUCCCAACGUGAACAUCCGGAACUUCAGCACCAGCUGGAGGGACGGCAUGGCCUUCAACGCCCUCAUCCACAAACACAGGCCGGAUCUGAUCGACUUUGAUAAGCUGAAGAAGUCGAACGCUCACCACAACCUUCAGAACGCCUUCAACCUGGCCGAGCAGCACCUGGGCCUCACCAAGCUGCUGGACCCCGAGGACAUCAGCGUGGACCAGCCGGACGAGAAGUCGGUGAUCACCUACGUGGUGACGUACUACCACUACUUCUCCAAGAUGAAGGCUCUGAAGGUGGAGGGGAAACGAAUCGGCAAGGUCCUGGAUAACGCCAUAGAGACAGAGAAAAUGGUGGAGAAGUACGAGUCUCUGGCCUCCGACCUGCUGGAGUGGAUCGAGCAGACCAUCAUCAUCCUCAACAACAGGAAGUUUGCAAACUCCCUGCUGGGGGUCCAGCAGCAGCUGCAGGCCUUCAACACCUACCGCACCGUGGAGAAGCCCCCCAAGUUCACGGAGAAGGGGAACCUGGAGGUCCUGCUGUUCACCAUCCAGAGUAAGAUGAGAGCCAACAACCAGAAGGUGUUCACCCCCCGAGAGGGAAAGCUGAUCUCAGACAUCAACAAGGCCUGGGAGCGUCUGGAGAAGGCGGAGCAUGAGAGGGAGCUGGCUCUGAGGACGGAGCUGAUUCGUCAAGAGAAGCUGGAGCAGCUGGCCCGGCGCUUUGACCGGAAAGCGGCCAUGAGAGAGACGUGGCUGAGCGAGAACCAGAGGCUGGUGUCGCAGGAUAACUUCGGCUUCGACCUGCAGGCAGUGGAAGCGGCCACCAAGAAGCACGAGGCAAUCGAGACGGACAUCGCGGCGUACGAGGAGCGAGUCCAGGCCGUCCUAUUGGUGGCCCGGGAGCUGGAGGCGGAGUCUUACCACGACAUCAAGCGCGUGGCGGCGAGGAAGGAGAAUGUGGUGCGGCUGUGGGAGUAUCUGCUGGAGCUGCUGAAGGCCCGCCGGCUGCGGCUGGAGACCAACCUGGGUCUGCAGAGGGUCUUCCAGGAAAUGCUGCACAUCAUGGACUGGAUGGACGAGAUGAAAAUGCUGCUGCUGUCUCAGGACUACGGGAAGCACCUGCUGGGCGUGGAAGAUCUGCUGCAGAAGCACGCCCUGGUGGAGGCCGACAUCUCCAUCCAGGCCGACCGCGUGAAGGCCGUCAGCUCCAACGCCACAAGGUUCUCCGUCGGCGACGCCGGCUAUAAGCCAUGCGACCCUCAGGUGAUCGAGGACCGGGUCUCUCACCUGGAGUUCUGCUACCAGGAGCUGACCCAACUGGCUGCUGAGCGCCGGGCCCGGCUGGAGGAGUCCCGCCGACUCUGGAAGUUCUUCUGGGACAUGGCGGAGGAGGAGGGCUGGAUCCGGGAGAAGGAGCAGAUCCUGUCCUCGGUGGAGAACGGCAAAGACCUGACGGGUUCUCUAAGACUGCUGAGUCAGCAGCGAGCGCUGGAGGACGAGAUGAGCGGCCGCAGCGGACUCCUUAAGAACACCAUCACCGAGGGCCAGGACAUGGUGCAGGCCGGACACUUUGCUGCCACAAAGAUCCAGGAGCGGGUCUCAGAUCUGCAAGAUCAGUGGGUGGCUCUGGAGCGCCUGGCGGUAGCGAGGAAGGUACAGCUGGAGGAAGCUCUGGCGCUGCACCAGUUCCAGACGGACUCAGACGACGUGGACGCCUGGACGCUGGACGCCUUGCGCAUCGUGUCGAGCGGGGAGACUGGCCACGAUGAGUUCUCCACGCAGGCGUUGGUCCGGAAGCACAAGGACGCGGCGGCAGAGGUUUCCAGCUACCGGUUCGUCAUCGACUCGCUGCACGAACAGGCUGCCGCACUGCCGGAGGAGGAGGCGCAGUCUGAGGAGGUCCGCGGGCGCCUGGCCGGCAUCGAGGAGCGUUACAAGGAGGUGUCCGAGUUGACGAAGCUGAGGAAGCAGGCGCUGCAGGACGCGCUGGCGCUCUACAAGAUGUUCAGCGAAGCAGACGCAUGCGAGGUCUGGAUCGACGAGAAGGAGCAGUGGCUGAACAGCAUGGAGAUCCCCGAGAAGCUGGAGGACCUGGAGGUGAUCCAGCACCGCUUCGAGAGUCUGGAGCCCGAGAUGAACAACCAGGCGUCCCGGGUCGCCGUGGUGAACCAGAUCGCCCGGCAGCUGAUGCACAACGGCCACCCGGGCGAGACGGACAUCAAGACGCAGCAGGACCAACUCAACAACAGGUGGAGUCAGUUCAGAGACCUGGUGGACCAGAAGAAGGAGUCCCUGAACUCUGCGCUCGGCGUGCAGAACUACCACCUGGAGUGCAACGAGACCAAGUCCUGGAUCAAGGAGAAGACCAAGGUGAUCGAGUCCACGCAGGAGCUGGGCAACGACCUGACCGGCGUCAUGGCGCUGCAGCGCAAACUCACCGGCAUGGAGCGAGACCUCGCCGCCAUCGAGGACAAACUGGGUGACCUGCGGGGGGAGGCUGAGCGUCUGGCCCAGGAGCACCCGGACCAGGCCAAGGCCAUCACGGGCCAGCUGGCAGAGAUCACGGCGGUCUGGGAGGAGAUGAAGAAUACGCUGAAGACCCGCGAGGAGUCGCUGGGCGAGGCCAGGAAGCUGCAGCAGUUCCUGCGAGAGCUGGACGACUUCCAGUCCUGGUUGUCGCGCACGCAGACCGCUAUUGCCUCCGAGGACAUGCCCAACACACUGGCCGAAGCCGAGAAGCUGAUGGCGCAGCACGAGGGCAUCAAGAACGAAGUGCAAAACUACGAGGAGGACUACCAGAAGAUGCGGGACAUGGGCGAGCUGGUGACGCAGGGCCAGACGGACGCGCAGCACAUGUUCCUGCGGCAGCGGCUGGAGGCGCUGCACAUCGGCUGGAACGAGCUGCACAAGAUGUGGGAGAACCGGCAGAACCUGCUGACCCAGAGCCACGCCUACCAACUGUUCCUCAGGGACACCAAGCAGGCCGAGACCUUCCUCAACAACCAGGAGUACGUCCUGGCUCACACGGAGAUGCCCACCACGCUGGAGGGCGCUGAGGCUGCCAUCAAGAAGCAGGAGGACUUCAUGACCACCAUGGACGCCAACGAGGACAAGAUCAACGGCGUGGUGGAGGCCGGGCGGCGGCUCGCCAGAGACGGGAACAUCAAUGCAGAGAGAAUCCAGGAGCGAGUCGCCUCCAUCGAUGACAGGCACAAGAAGAACCGGGAGGCGGCGGUGGAGCUGCUGAUGAGGCUGAAAGACAACAGAGACCUGCAGAAGUUCUUGCAGGACUGCCAGGAGCUGUCUCUGUGGAUCAACGAGAAGAUGCUCAGCGCUCAGGACCUGACCUACGACGAGGCCAGGAACCUGCACAGCAAGUGGCUGAAGCACCAGGCAUUCAUGGCCGAGCUGCAGUCCAACAAGGAGUGGCUGGACAAGAUCCAGAAGGACGGCCGGCUGCUGGUGUCGGAGAAGCCGGAGACGGACGCCGUUGUGACGGAGAAGCUGUCGGCGCUGCACACCAUGUGGGCGGAGCUCGAGUCCACCACUCAGACGAAGGCUCAGUGUCUGUUCGACGCCAACAAGGCGGAGCUGUUCACCCAGAGCUGCGCAGACCUGGGCAAGUGGAUGGGGGGCCUGGAGGGCCAGAUCCAGUCAGACGACUACGGGAAAGACCUGACCUCCGUCAACAUCCUGCUGAAGAAACAACAGAUGCUGGAGAAGCAGGUGGAGGUGCGGCAGCGGGAGGUGGUGGAGCUGCAGAGCCAGGUGAAGGCUCUGGGGAAGGAGGUGCAGGACACGGAGGAGGUGGACGGGCGGAGGCAGCUGCUGGAGAACAAGUUCAGCGAGCUGCUGGACCCCCUGCGGAGGAGGCGGGACUUCCUGGUGGAGUCCCGGGAGGUGCACCAGUUCAACCGGGACGUGGAGGACGAGAUUCUGUGGGUGCAGGAGAGGAAGGCCGUGGCCUCGUCUUGCGACCUCGGGAGCAACCUGCAGACGGUGCAGCUGCUCAUCAAGAAGAACCAGACACUGCAGAAAGAGAUCCAGGGGCAUCAGCCUCGUAUCGACGACAUCCUGGAGCGCAGCCUGAGUCUGCUGAAGGAUGAUUCCCCGGGGUCGGAGGCGACCCGCGGGCGGCUGGCGGCGCUGCAGGAGCUGUGGAGCCAGCUGAGGGAGGAGGCGCAGCGACGCCACGACCGCCUGCAGGAGGCGCACCGGGCCCAGCAGUACUACUUUGACGCCGCCGAGGCCGAGGCCUGGAUGAGCGAGCAGGAGCUGUACAUGAUGUCUGAGGAGAAGGCCAAGGACGAGCUGAGCGCCGUCACCAUGCAGAAGAAGCAUCAGAUCGUAGAGCAGGCGGUGGAGGACUAUGCUGAUGCGGUCCACCUGCUGUCCAAGACCAGCCGGGGCCUGGUGGCCGAGGCUCACCCCGAGAGUGAGAGGAUCAGCAUGCGUCAGUCUCAGGUGGAUAAGCUGUAUGCAGGUAUGAAGGACCUAUCAGAGGAGAGGCGGGGCCGUCUGGAGGAGAGGCUCCGCCUUUUCCUGCUGAACAGGGAGGUGGAUGAGCUGGAGCAGUGGAUCGCUGAGAGGGAGGUGGUGGCAGGAAGUCAUGAACUGGGACAGGACUACGAGCACGUUACUAUGCUGCAGGAGCGUUUCCGGGAGUUUGCCCGCGACACGGGAAACAUCGGGCAGGAGCGCGUGGAUGGCGUGAACCAGCUGGCGGACGAGCUGAUCAACACGGGGCACGGUGACGCGGCCACGGUGGCUGAGUGGAAGGACGGGCUGAACGAGGCGUGGGCUGACCUGCUGGAGCUCAUCGACACCCGGACGCAGAUCCUGGCCGCCUCCUUCGAGCUGCACAAGUUCUACCACGACGGCAAGGAGAUCCUGCUGCGCAUCGUGGACAAGCAGAAGAAGCUCCCGGAGGAGGCGGGUCGGGACCAGAACACCGUGGAGACGCUGCAGAGGAUGCACUCCGCCUUCGAGCACGACAUCCAGGCGCUGGGGACACAGGUGCGGCAGCUGCAGGAUGACGCGGUGCGCCUUCAGGCGGCCUACGCAGGGGACAAAGCUGAUGAUAUCCAGCGGCGGGAGCAGGAGGUUCUGGAGGCAUGGAGGGUUCUGCUGGAGUCCUGCGACGCCCGGAGACUCCGGCUGCUCGACACCGGGGACAAGUUCCGGUUCUUCAGCCUGGUGAGGGACCUGAUGCUGUGGAUGGAGGACGUGAUCCGGCUCAUCGAGGCCCAGGAGAACCCCAGGGACGUGUCCUCGGUGGAGCUGCUGAUGAACAACCAUCAGGGCAUCAAGGCCGAGAUCGACGCCCGCAACGACAGCUUCACCGCCGCCAUCGAGCUUGGGAAGUCGCUGCUGGCCCGGAAACACUUCGCUGCCGAGGAGAUCAAGGAGAAGCUGCUGCAGCUGACGGACAAGAGGAAGGAGAUGAUCGAUAAGUGGGAGGACCGCUGGGAGUGGCUGAGACUGGUGCUGGAAGUGCACCAAUUCUCCCGGGAUGCCGGCGUGGCCGAGGCCUGGCUGCUGGGGCAGGAGCCCUACCUGUCCUCCAGGGAGAUGGGGCACAGCGUGGACGAGGUGGAGAAGCUCAUCAAACGCCACGAGGCCUUCGAGAAGUCCGCCGCCACGUGGGAGGAGAGGUUCUCCGCGCUGGAGAGGCUCACCACGAUGGAGCUGCUGGAGGUGCGCCGGCUGCAGGAGGAGGAGCUACAGAGGCGGAGACCCCCCCCCAGCCCCGAGCCUCAGCAGGAGGACGCUCAGCAGCAGAGCGUCACUCAGAAUGGGCUGCCCUCUGACCCCGAAUCCCCCCCGGAUGCCGUGGAGCCCCCCCUGAUGGUGAACGGUGACUCCGGCUCUAAGGACCCGAGCCCCGGCGGCUCCCCCACCCCCUCCAGGAAGAAGAGCAGCCUGGCCUCCACGCUGCCCCCCCGCACCCCCGACCCCGGGGCCCUGCUUGAGGGGCACCUGCACCGCAAACACGAGUGGGAGGGGCCUAACAAGAAGGCCUCCAACAGGUCUUGGCACAAUGUGUUUUGCGUCAUCAACAAACAGGAAGUGAGUUUCUACAAAGACGGGAAGGCGGCGGCGCAGGGCAUCUCGUACCACGGAGAGCCGGCUCUGCGCCUGCAGGACGCCGUCUGUGACAUAGCGUCAGAAUACAAGAAGAAGAAACACGUCUUUAAACUGAAAGCCGCUGAUGGAAACGAAUAUCUGUUCCAAGCCAAAGAUGAAGAGGACAUGAGCUCCUGGAUCCAGGCCGUCCUGAACGCCGGCUCAGACCACUCCGAGGCUCCAGGCAGCGUCCCGGGAACACCGGGCUCGGGUCGGGCUCAGACGCUGCCGGCCCUCACCUCCGAGUCGAGUCCCGGGAAGAGAGAGAAGGACAAAGAGAAGGAGAAGGAGAAACGAUUCAGCCUGUUCAGCAAGAAGAAGCAGUAGAGAGGGAACAACGCUUUGGUGAAACUCGCGUUAGUUCAGCGUUCAGAGAGAGCCUUUAGGGAGGUCUCCCGCAAACAGAGAUGAUGUUAAACUGCACAUCGAAUUACCAAACCUCCCACAAGACCUCCCUAAAGUUAGCCAGCCCCUCACCCUCCCUCAUGUGCUGUCUCCAGCCAUAGAAGCGGUAAAUCACUCGCUGCAGACGUUGCCACAUUAGCAUCCGACCAAACUGUGAAAACCGUUUGACACAAACGUAGUGAAAUGUGGCUCAGAUGAAUUCACAGCUGUUUAUCUUUGAAAUCCAAAUGUUUUGAACAGAUUUAUGAGACAGAGAAAAUGUGGGAACAGGAAACGGAGCAGCUGAUGUCAGAGGGCGGCGGCUGGAAACUCCAACGAGAAAAACUGGAAGAGUUUCACCAAAGUGCGUCGUGAAGAAUCUGUGUGUUUAUUCUCAAUGCAGUUUUGUUUUUUAUAUAUUUUAGAUUUUAUUUCUUCACACGGCCGUUGCCGGAGGGGUUUGUGUACACGCGUUUAAACAUCGACGCUGCUUUGAGCAAACAUCGAUAGAUCCCGACACCGGAGCCAGGCCCUGGAGGAUCCUCCGUGCUGGCAGCGGCCUGCGUCCUUCACUUUGUUUCUAACUUUAUUUGUUAUUUUUGUACUUUUUCUGAAGUUAUUUCCUCAAUUUUGUGAGGGCGUCUCCAGAGACCGCCUCCCUUCUCCUCUGCCGUUGAGAAAUUGGACCAAUAGUGCUUUUUGUUCUGUUCUCUGAGCUCUGAGUGUCUGAUGUAGAAAAGCCCACCCGCAUGCUCCGCCUGAAUCACUGCAUCUUUUUUUAUGUCCUGGGUUGCAGAUAAACGACAUGUAUAAUAACCCGUGAACGCGUCGCCGUGUAAUCGUAGAACCGCAGGUUUUGCUUUGCUUCUCGUCACGCUGCGUUCAGGUUCCCCGCUCUUUGAUACUCGUGUUGCUCUGCUGUUUAUCGUACAACAUGUAUGGAAGUCAGGCCAUCUUACUGCACAAUCAGAAACACACCUAUAGGAAUGACCCGGAGCUUAGUAUUAUCCAUAAGGCUUCUCAUGUAUGAACCUGCACCUGUAAACGCUGUCAGUGCGAUGUCAUUAAAGCUUUUAAUCUUU